Messenger RNA from Purpureocillium takamizusanense, 8131 nucleotides. RefSeq lists its product as uncharacterized. The record is from RefSeq and is a predicted model, not a curated record. Bases 712 to 7854 code for a protein of 2380 amino acids. The transcript has 4 exons. Lineage: Eukaryota; Fungi; Ascomycota; Sordariomycetes; Hypocreales; Ophiocordycipitaceae.
CGAUCCCGUCUCCCGUGCAGGAUGCCUCAUCACGGGCAUCGAGGAACAGCACUUUGACCAAGCCUUGUUUGGCACAAUCUUCAUAUCGCGGCUCGCGCGCGUUGCCGUUGACAAGCGGCGACCGGUACAACGUACGUACCGAUCUUUUGCGAGGCGCGUCACGCUGCUCCUGACAACGGGACGACCCCCCAAGGUGCUAGUAGUGGGCCUCCACUGCCUGUAACUGCACCGCCACGCACUAGCAGCUACGAGCCGGCGCUGCGUGCCGACCGCAGUGCCCACUGCGGACUGGAUACCUCUUGCAGUGUCUCAGCUGUUAUAGAACGCUAGCCAGGUUCUUGCGGGCCAAGAAUAGCACCACCGAAUGCACUGGGCCUCAGGGCGCCAGACCGCCCACAUCAGCCUUCUUCAGCGCCCGCCGCGUCCAACGCUCUCCUGCCAUCGUGAUCGCGGUCCUCAAUCUCCCCUGCGUUUUUUCAUUUCCCCCAUCACUUCCCGCAUUUUGUUCCGUGUGUCGUCAGGACGCCAUCGCAUUAUCAUCCGCGCGCGUCCGUGCACACUUCCAUCCCAUCUUCCCCUCCUGCCCUCCAUCGCUAUCCGCCGCGACGGGCUCCAACGGCUGCAUCGUCAUUCAUUCCAGCGCCACCUUCGCUAUCACUCUGUCUUGGGCGGAAGCAUGACUGAGAAACCCACCCGCUGCCCCUAGACGCCAUGGAUAGCCCAUUCAACCAGGGCUUCGGGCGCGGCCAGUCUCCCACGUCGCCGCAGACUCCCGGCGGCGCCAGCGCCUACCAGGUCAACGUGAAUCGAACCAAGACCCGAAAAUGGGUGGAAGCCAAGAUCCAGAGCUACGAUGGCGACGACUGGGGCGCCGACGAAUAUGAUGACGAGGACGACGAGCCUGAGCCUACACCCCAAGUCCCGCCCGCAAAGCAUAAUGCUCCGCUGCCCUCAGCCCACCCCGAACAGCAUGCAGCUCCGGCGCCCCCUACGGUAUCGUCUGUCACUGGCAGCCUGCCGGCGCGUCAGACGCUGCACACCCCCGCGGCCGGUCCAUCACCCCAACAGCCUCGACCGGCAGGCGUCACGUCGCCUGUGGCGUCAGACCCGUCCAGCAUGGGGAGCCCGGUUGAUCGCGAUAGGGUAGUCUCCCCACAAUCCACCAUCGCCGGCAUCUCUGUCGCAUCGAACACGCAGCCUCUUGGGGCUGCUGCUGAAGAGACGCCUGUUGGGAAGCGUUCCGACACGACACACCCUCCGUCCGAGGCCGACAAACAGCCUCCUAAUAAGCCCGCAAUCGAAGAGCGACUCACAGAGGUGGAGGCAUCUGAUCGCCACGAGACCUCUGCUAAGGUCGGGGAAUCCGAAGCGAAGAACAAUCGUGGUGCUGGGUUUGACGAGAGCGACCGCCGCCGGUUCUCCGUCAGCCCUACGCUGCCAGCCGUCGCCCAGAAGGACAGUGACGUGUCGUCGCUGGCAUCGCCAACAUGCUUCGCGCAAUACGAUGCCGAAUUGGCCAAACCCCAGACUGCUGCCGCCGCCGUGUCACCGCCCGUUACUGAUGAAGCGCCAGUUGUUCUAACAGAGUCUGUGCCGGCACCGGCGAAUGAACAGCUCGGCGAUGUGGCGAAGACGUCUACUGGCGACAAGUCACCCAUUGCUGACAUGGAUAGGCCGAGCUGCACCGACUCUGCCACUCACGACCCCAGCUUUACUGGGGUCAACGAAUCCGCUGCGCGUCCCACAGCGCCAACUGCGACCGACUCGACCGAGGACCCGGGUGUUUCGCCUGUCUCGGAGCCGGGCGUGGGGCCUCACAGCACGAUUGGCUCGUCAGUUUCUGAGCCUCCAGAGCUCAGACCUGACGGUGGUCUCUCUGCCAUUCCUCCCUUGAGAACGCCCAGCCCCCGUGGGCCUGCAGAAAAACAAGUCGAGCUUGCUCGGCCGCUCUCAUCAGAGGCAGUCAAGUCACUCACGGUGGAAACCACUCAACCACAUGUCGAGUUCGAUAACACCCCACUCCUUCGGCAGAGCACGCUGAGCACAGUGAACGAGUCUCCCAUGAAAGAUAACGAUGCCUUGAGCGAAGAGAUUCUCAGAUCACUCAGCCCUACGCGCUCGGGCCCUUCAGACGCCGUGCUUGGCGACGCCGACGCCUCGAAACUGCAGCCGGGCGAACGAAACGUGGCAAGGGAGAGCAGCUAUACCCUCAAGGACUACGACAGCUACUGGGCCGAUACAUCGAAACCCGAGCCCAUUCCCGAAUGUGAACCGCCCACGGAGGCAGGGCAACCAGCUGUUGACACAAAGAUUCUGCCGGCCGGCCCACCUGAAGAGGCCAAAGCAGAAAUCAAGGCCACGUCACCUCGUGAAGCCGGCCUAAGGCGCAAGUUUUCUUGGGAGGCCGAUGAGACGGAACAGAACCGGUCGCCUGCUCCUGCUCCCGCUGCUGAAGCUGUUCGCCUCCCCGCCACAACGACUGCUGAUGCUGCAGGUGACGCCCUAGAGGCGGAAGCGUCUAAGAUGCAGGAACCCGCCAGUUCGGCUGCCGUCGCAGCGCAGCAUGCCACAGAGGCCGAGCCGCCCUCGCCCGUGUCUACCAGCGACGAGCACGCCCGUCUUGACAAUAGGCUGUCUCUGGCAGACGAAAAGGCCGUGUCGCAGCUUGCCCCUACCCCGCCUCCGGAGGAUCAUCCGGCGACUGCAGGUCCGCCAACAGCCGACGUUACGGCGUCGCCAGCUCCGACACAGCCGCAGCAGCAGCAGACACAGGUCAUGACAUUUCGCGAGAUCAUGGGCUUGUCGAGCUCGACCGACAGGAUCGACAAGUACAACGAGACGCGAGAAUAUUUCGCCGCAAACGACUCGGGGCUGGACAACUGGCUGGUGACCAUCAAAGACCAGCACCCAGAGUACGCCAACGGCGCCGUGCCGUACGGUGCUGCCGUGGCUGGUCGACAGUCAGCGCCAGGGUCGUCCAACGAGUCUCCCGUUGGGACGCAGCCUCCAUCACAACAGCCUUACUACCAGCAAUACCUCAAUGCCAGCUCCCCGACAGCUGGCCCGUCGCCGACGUCGCGCUCCCGGCUCGGCGGCCUGCAGAUGCCCUCGCAAGGAAGCGGCAGCGCAUUCGGGCACUCGGGCAACCAAAUAGGCACGAAGAGCAAGGAGUUCAUGCACUCGGCUGGCAAGAUGGGCAAGGGUCUGCUAAGCAAGGGCAAGAGCAAGUUGCGAGCGAGCGGGGACAAGGACGAAGCCAGUCAUGCUCCAGUCCAGGAGCCGAAGUCCAAGAGUGAGAAGCGCAUGUCUUGGGGACUUGCCCUGGGUUCGUCGCGCCCUCGUCAUGAUGGGCCGGCCCCACCGGCCGACGUGGGCACCGACACGAGCUCCAACAUGGACAAUGCGCCGACGGUCGCUCCACAGAUCCCUCAGCCCACGCUAAUGUCACCACUCAAUUCCUUGAGCCCACCCGGGCAGACGGGCUCGUGGGGCAUCAUCGAGCCGCCGCCCGCCAUGGGCCACGGCCAGCAACCUCCACCGUCGUCGCCCCAUCCCGCUGGACCGGGCAGCCGGGCCACGGCCGGCCUGAGCAAGUUGGAGAUUCCCCCGGGCGGCCAACCGGUGGCGGGCGACUCAGCCAGGGGUUGGCAGGUCGUCAAUGCGCAGCCUAUGGCCGCCAAGCCAGCGCAGUCCGACCAACGGGCGACCGAGGCGCGGGCAUCGGAAGAAUGGGUGGUCGUCCCGCGCGACUCUGGAGACCACCCCAUAGGAUUUGCCGGUGUUCGGGAGGCCAACGUGCCUCCUCAGCCGGCUCCGCCCGUUACGCAAGAUAGUGGCGUAGUUCUACAGCCUGAGCCUUCGGCUAAAGGCGCUGCGCCGCAGCGUAAGACCUCCUUCGUCGGCCUGCCACCUAUUCGCCGGACCUCGACGUUUGGACUCACCACCAAGGUGAAGGGGGCGACCGACCGCUUCUCGUUGGAUGACGAUGAGGACAACGUGCCCGGAGGUGCGGUUGUAGAGCGGGCAGCUGCGUCGCGGCCUUCGGUCGACUUAGAUAAGUCACUACCGCCGGCGCCGGUCGACCAAGGGGCAGCAUUGGUCGAGUCGGCGGCGCAUCCGAGUGCCAGUGCCUCUAUUCCACAAGCUGAGGUUGCAGAGGGCACCGGGACUCAGAGGACUCAGGGCACUGAUACGCAGCGAACCCUCGUUGAUGCCAACGCGUCAGGUCAGCCACCUGCAAAGGAGGAUGCGCAGUUCCAAGAGUAUCCUGCUCCAUCCUCGGCUGCUCGACAAGCGCCUCAGCAGACGAUGGCGCCGCCGCCAAAGUCGCCAUUGAUGACCAAGGCUCAGAAAAUGUUCCCUCAAGGCAAUUGGUCUUUGGAGGAAAGCCACCUGGCCGAGCCGCUGCAUGAGAGAACGCGAAACCGUUCUGGCACCGCUGGCUCUCAGCAUACGCCGACAUUCGGUUUCGAAAAGGAAAUGGGCAUAACGAUGCCGCCGCCGCCGACACCGCCACAGCGGCAAAGGACCUCGGACGUGCCGCCGUCGUCUGCACAGCGAUGGCCGGAGCUAUUCCAGCGCCGCCCCGAAUAUGAGGGCCAGCGCCCGAGAGCAAAUUCGGGGGCCGGCCGGCCUUAUCCGCAACAGCACCCUAUGAUGAACGCGCGAGCCGACGUGGUGAAUCCCAGGCAGCAGGCAAGCGAGUUUGCCAUCGCUGGGGUUGGGCCUCCGGAGGAGGAGCGCGGCCGAAGCAAGCGCAGUUCUGGCAUGUUCAAGGGUAUCGGCGAACGGAUUUCGAGGGCGACGUCGAGAGAGCGGCGCCCCUCGGCCGCAGGCCAACACCCUAUGCAGCUCGGAGAUGUUCGCGGAGAUGAAGUCUCUGAGAAUAGCGUUGCCCUGAGUGAUGCCGCGGAGUCGAGGAAACGGCGCCCGAGUUUCAUGUUUGGGCGGAGCGGCCGCGCUUCCAUGGACCAGAGCUCCUUGCGUACUGAGAGCAUCAACGGGCCGGACCAAGCGAGGCCUCGUGGCCCCGACAGUCCUCCGCCUCCGGCGGAGCGCAGACGAUCGCUCUUUGGUGCGGGCAUUGGCAGCAAGCUGGUACCUGGUCAAUCGCCCAACUCCAGCGUCGCGAAUGACUCAAGCUCUGCCAUCGCUACCACCGUCGAGGACGGUACACCAAAGAAGAAGCGCUUCUCUAACCUCGCUAAGGUUUCUGGCAUCAAAGAUAUAUUCCUUCGCCCGGGCCACAGCGAGAAAUCCAAGGACCAGAUUCAAGAGACACCUGGCCCCGGCGUUCAAUUGCAGGGACCUGGAGCGGUGAUGCCACCUGCUGCGCCCUUCCACGAGCGCGCGCGGAGGGGUAGCGCGGCCAACUCGCACGACCUGCCGCCGCCGCAGCCUGUAGUGGCUGAAGGUGGCCUUGAGGAGCGCGGCCGCAGGGGAUCUGCGUCAAAUCUCUUCUCAGCAUUCACGGGACGGAGAUCUGAUUCCAAAACUCGGCAACAAGGAGAUGUGUCUUUGGGUCACAAUCAGCCAGUGGUCAGCCAGCAAAGUGUACAACACCCACACGGCAUGGCUGUGUAUCCGCGACCGACUGGCAAUGUUUCCCCGGCUCCGUCUGGCAUGUUGGCUCCUGCCACUCCUCCCAGUCCGCAAGUUAGUCGGACAUCAACGGACCGCAGCCGGCCAGCUCAGCCUACUGCUCAGCUUCAGUACGGACAACAGACACGCCCCUCACCGCUGGGUCCUGGAUCGCCGGCCGCACGUGGAGGUUCCCCCUCGGCAGUCAGACCACAUGAUCUUGCGAAGACGGACAAGCCGGUGUCGUUGCACUCUCGCAAGCCAUCGACACCUCAAAUGUCGCAGAGGGAGAUGGUUUUGUCAGAGACGGACCGCCAAGGACCCUUUCUUGGCAUUGGAGCCCAACACGAUGCGGACGUUGAGAUCCUACGGACAGCGACUGUCUCGCCAGAUUUGUCCAUCGCGUCUGACGGUAAAGCAGAGCAGCAACCCGUGCAUACGGGUAGCAACGCCGGGAACAUGGGUACUCCGCGGCAGUCUACUGCCACACCCGGCGGCUACGUCAACGCUCCUCUAGGAGUUCGGGCACCGCGAGGAGAUGCUCCCAACGGUCUUCCACGCGAGAGAGCGGGCGCGGACCAUACACCGCUCGGUAUCAUUAACGCACAAGGUUCGCCGGGCAGCGACUUAGGACGUCACGCUCGCAAUACCAGCAAGGAAGCUACAGCGGGGGGUGGUUCUCAGUUGAAGCAAGCGUCUCCAGUCCCAGUGUUGGAUCCGCAGCCAGGAUCCUCUCCUGCGCUUCAACCUCAAUCAGCCCGUGCUCAGGAGCGUGCGCCUGUAGGGCUUGGAUUGCGUCAGCAUCUUCAACCUAUGCACCCCCAGCGCAUGCCGCCACCGCAGAUGCAGCAGAAAGGAGCAGCAGCGCCAGGUGAACCGCAGCAACUUCCCAUGCAGCCGCACUUAGUAUCCGCUGGAACCAGGCUGCCGUCACCCCCGAGCCAGCAAGACCAGGGCAGUCAGGCGACUUCUCGAUGGAAGGGCUUGAAGAGCCGCGUGUCUGGCCAGAUGGCGCAGAUAGCCCCGCAGAAUCAAGCCAAGCAAGAGAAAGGUGAAAAAAGCGACCGUCUGUCUGGCUCGAAGCUGAUGGGCGCCUUUAAACGAGGACCAAGGCAAUCAGAGCCCACUGGGCGGCCAGAUCCUCAGUGGCAGCCAAACAAGCAAGCUCAGCCGGUGCAAAGGCCUGCACAGCCCUAUCCGAUGGCGAAUGGCCCAUCCGCAGGCCAGCCGCCGCUGGGCCAGGCGAUGGGCCCGCCGCCUCAGCAAGUGCCACAUCAGAGGCAUGUCUCGAUGCCCGUGCAAGGCCCCAUCCGGCAACUCGGCCGGCAGCCCGCCCAACAGCACGCAGCUGUUUUGCAACAGGAGCCUGUCUAUGAUCAGGUGCCUAUUCCUCAAGGGUAUAGCACAGUCCGAGGCGAGGGAAUGGUGGCCUCUUCGCCGUACAAUAUUCCGCGACACAUGUCUCAGGGGCACUACCAGCAGCAGCAGCGCCAAAUCAGCUUGGAACAGGGAUCGCCGCGGCAGUCACCCCCGGUAGGCCAGACAGGAUUCCCGAGACGAGGGUCUGCGCAGUCGCCUCCUAUGGGUUCCUCGCCCUCGCCGCCGUCCACGAUAGAUCGGCGCGAGAGCGUGGGUAUAAACGAUGUGCUGGCUCAUCAGCCAAGCACCAACUCACUGGCCGCGGGUGGCAGUCGGCCGGGCGACACGGAGACAGGAGUCCACCAGGGCCACUUGCAGCCCAAAGUGAGCGGACAGUUUGUGGCGGGUCACUCGAGCGAUGGCAGCCACAUGUCAGUUGAUGGGGCUACUGUCUCGCAGCAGUCUAAGUCACCCGACCUGAGCUUGACAGACCAGACGGGCCCUCGAAACAGUAAUCUCGGCAUCGAUGUGGACAAGGCCAAGAAGCUUGCAGAGGAGAACAUUUACGACGCGACACCGCGGCUGAAUAAGACGAGCACGGCGGGGAGUCAGAAGCAGAGGCCCGCCCAGAUGUUGCGAACGGUGUCGGGAGAGACGAUUGAUUCGCUGGGCGAGGUGAAGCAACACGCCAUCGUGAUCCAUGACGCCGGUGGCGAGGAGACACCGACGGCAGAGCUGGACGACACGGCGGACCGAUACGAGCGCAGCCGGCGGCUUGAAUCGCAGGAGGAGAAGAUCUUGUACAAGCCCGAGGAUGCGGAGGACUUUGCGCCCCAGAUGAGCGCGACGAGCUAUCCCGGGCAGGAGUGGAACCCGUACGGCGAGCCUGGGUUCGGGGAGUGGAAGGACGAGUAGCAGGACCGUCGAUGGAUGUAUCAACAGCAUUCGUACAUGUCGACGUGUUUGGAGGCCGAUGGCGGGCAGGUGGACAUUUUUUUCUUCUCCUUUUCGUUUCGUUGGAUACCAAUUUGACAAGCCUUUAUAGCGCGUAUAUAGGAGAGAGCGGUGCUCUAGAUGGCAAGCCGUGACUUGCACAACAUAUAUAAUAACCCAUGUGCAAUAUCUUGCUGGUCUUAUUCGGCAAGGAGCCUACCGCCCGGGGUCUUGACUAACUGCUAACCUUAUAUUGCCC